Lasiodiplodia theobromae is the source of this 1548-nucleotide messenger RNA. RefSeq names its product Pectate lyase. The transcript is spliced from 2 exons. The record is from RefSeq and is a predicted model, not a curated record. Gene Ontology annotation, molecular function: pectate lyase activity. Bases 1 to 1548 code for a protein of 515 amino acids. Lineage: Eukaryota; Fungi; Ascomycota; Dothideomycetes; Botryosphaeriales; Botryosphaeriaceae.
AUGGUGUCCAGUCUUUCCCUCGCCCUCGCGGCAUUUUCCUCUCUUUCCUACGCUUUGCAGCCCUACAAUGGCCCGGCGCCAGAGCUGCCUGACCGCAAGCCCUUCGGCUUUGGAGCAGCCGCUACUGGUGGCGGCACGCCCACGCCGAACAACACGUACCUGGUCGACAACAUGCCUGAUCUGCGCACCGUCCUGAAAAUGGAAACGCCGCGCACCGUCUAUGUCAAGGGCGAAAUCAAUGGCAACGAGAUCAAUGAGACGACGACGGGCGACUGCCAGUUCUAUAUUGAUGACAGCAACAACCCCAAGUUCAACUUCACGCUCUACAUCAUGGGCAUGAACGACACCUACACCGACCAGAUCAAAGCCGCCGCCGACGCGGGCCAACAAUUCGACGGCCAGAAUGCCACCGAGCUGCUUGACCUCAUCACGCGUCAGAAUGGCUGGCGCAGCCAAGUGCAAAACGUGCAAAAGUCGUAUGAAUCCAUCGACGCGGCAGGCAACCUGACGCUCAUCGGCUGGGAUUCCUCAGCGUACCUGCACGGCGUCAACCUGAACUUCAACACGCGGUCCAACAUCAUCAUGCGCAACAUCCGCAUCUCAUCGCCGCGCGACUGCUUCCCGUCGCCCGAGACGUACCCGAGCAGCUGGAACGCGCGGUACGACGCCGUGUCGAUGGUGUCGUCGCACACGGUGUGGUUCGACGGCAACGUCUUUGAGGACGGGCCCACGGCCGUGGCGCCCGACGACUUCCUGUGGGGGUGGAAGGUGGACCGCUACGACGGCCUGUUCGACGCCGAGGACGGCACCGACAACGUGACCUUCUCGCACAACGUCGUCGCCAACCACCACAAGUCGCUGCUGUGGGGCGGCGGCGAGAAGGAAGGGCCCCGAGACUUGGGCAAGAUGCACUUCACCGUCUUCGGCAACCACUUCAGCAACAGCAUGAGCCGCAACCCGCUGAUGCGCUUCGGCACCUUCUACAUUGUCGGCAACCUGUUCGAGAACUACGCCGAGCAGGAGCCGCUGUUCGACGACGACAGCGUUUCUGCGUCGUCGAACACCACCGCUGCCGGUGCUGCUGCUGCGGCCAACGAGACGUACAAGCCCAACUUCCAGUACAACCUUGGCGUGUACAACGCCUCGACCGUCCUCGCCGCCGCCAAUGCCUUCGUCCAGUCCGGCACGUACGGCGCGCAGGACUCGUCGCGCAUCUUCUCCUUCUCCGACCUGUCCACUCCUAACCUACCUGCGACGCUCUGCUCGCCUGCCGACAUCAGCAGCGGUAACUCUUCUUCCUCUCUUGAUGGCCUGAAGAUCAAGAGCACCUUCAACGGCGCCCCGAUCGACCUGCAGCGCAACGCUGAAAACACGUGGGCGUACGUGCGGGGAAAGGACGAUGACGGUGAGUUCGUCGAGGGCGGCUUCGUGACGGGCUGCGAGGGCUUCGAGGCCCAGGAGGUGCCGGUUGCGUUUGGGGCAGACGGUGCGGAGGUUGAGGCGUACGUGAGGAAGAAUGCGGGGCAGGUGGGAAGGGCGACGCCGUAA